CAGCGGUGUUUUAAAUCCACACGUGGUCUGGGUCUUGGGCUUGUUUAGCACAGCAUACACAACUAGAAACUUCUGACGAACUCAUGCAAGCGAGUUGCCCAAGUCUAUCACUGUGGGGGCAGACGGGAACGGACGAAACUUUUGAUAACUCAGCAAAAUGCCCUCUUUCCUCCUCAACGAGUUCGCCGACUUGGAAGACAUGAUGGGCAAGCAAUUACUGAAUCUGGACUUGAGGGGCCAUAACAGACCACUAUCAUCCCUCAGUCUGACCAUGAGAUCCCCAGGAUGCAUUGGACAACCACGCAGCAACUUAUCGUUUUCCCUGACGUCUCUCUCCUGCCCUCCCACUGAUUCUUCCGACAGUGUAUUUCUGACCUCCAGCCAAUGGGGACUAGAGUCAGAAAUCCCUCUGCCAAUGGAGACCGCCAACACCAACCAGUGGGCAAAGCCAGGCUUCCUUGCACAGCGCUCCAUCAGCAUGGUAGAGACCGGCAACACCACAGCGUCAGGUCUAGGCUGGCCCGGGACUGACAUGUUGCAUUCCCCAAGUGACAUCAGCCCCGACGCACUGAAUACCAGCUCCUCCUCUUCCUCCUCAUCCGUUUCCUCUUCCUCAGCGCGCUAUAAGACUGAAAUGUGUCGCUCUUUCAAUGAGAGCGGCUUGUGCAAGUACGGUGGGAAGUGCCAGUUUGCUCACGGGCUAGAUGAGCUGCGUGAUCUUAACAGACAUCCAAAAUACAAAACUGAGCCAUGCCGCACAUUUCACACCGUUGGUUUCUGCCCCUAUGGGAUGCGCUGCCACUUUGUCCAUAACAAUGAGGAAGAAAUGAAUCACUCCGUGUCCCGUUCCUCCUCUUUUUCGUCAUCCUCCUCUUCAAGCAUUCCCCAGCAGCCACCUGGCUCCUUCCGCUCUCACAGGCCUCCUCUUGUCAGACAUAGCUUCAGCUUUCCUGGGUUUGCCUCUGCACCCCAGCCAGCCUUUCAGCCUACCCUUAACGCUCAACGUCCUCCUGCCACAGCUUCCUUCUCACGUGCUCCAUCGGCCUCGCCAACUUCCUGCGCUGGCAUUACUAACCUCCUUUCUCGUGCCUUCCUGGAGAUGGACUCUGCCUUUGAGGCCUCCCCUGUCCACCAGUUCCAACCCCCCAUGGUCCCGGCCCCUACAGCAGAUCCCCAGUCUCCAUUCCUGCCUUCCCCAGACUCUGGCUGUUCUCCAUGUGAGCUGUCUCCGAAUGCCUCCCCUCCCCUGGGGCAGAGUCCAAAUGCUUCAGAGGUGUUUCCGGGGCCACUGGGGGCCCGAAGUCUCUCCUAUACCUCUCUGUCGGACCAAGACCAGGAGCAGGAUAGGAGCAGCUCUGCCAGCUCGAUAAGUGGCUCUGAAUCCUGCGGGGGCAUGCAUGAUGCUAAUGGCAGACGAUUAGCAGUAUUCAGUCAGCUCUCCGUUCCAGAGGAUGCUACUGGAUUCUGCCUUUAGGCUGCAGUGUGCUGUGAACACAAACAUACAUAUUGCAUACACUCAAAUAUGCAGACCCAAGAUACUCUUGAGACACAAUAUAUGCAGUGCACACAUAUCCAUGCUCAAACACACACACGGCCCUCAUUUACAUUGCCACUUCAUUGAAACCUCAGAAGUUCUUUGCACCUACGUGUCUUCAAAGGAAACAAAGACUUAGUGACUGACUCAGAAUGCACGGAGAGAUUCGCCGAUUAGGUUUAAGUGGCUAAAAUGUCACGCUCAUAUCUAUCUGUAAGGCGAGAAGCUAAAGUGAUGCUGAAACUGAAUUGUGUGUUGCCACCAGACAUGGUGCGUAACGAGUCAGAAUUCAAAUAGAGCUGGGAGCGAUCGAUGCUUUACCAAAAUAGUAUAUCGAUACGGCAAAUUGAGACAAAUGUUGUAAUCACAGUGUGAUUGGCCUUUGUGCCGCCUGUUGUUGAGUCCCACCACACAAUGUUUUUAAUACAUUUUGACAUCAUCAGUGAUUCUCUAAAAAAUGUAA
Molecule: messenger RNA, 1997 nt
Organism: Notothenia coriiceps (black rockcod)
Lineage: Eukaryota; Metazoa; Chordata; Actinopteri; Perciformes; Nototheniidae
Product: zinc finger protein 36, C3H1 type-like 1
Exons: 2
Coding region: 158-1474 (438 amino acids)
Molecular function (GO): mRNA binding; metal ion binding
Source: RefSeq, a predicted model, not a curated record